This is a messenger RNA of Eremomyces bilateralis CBS 781.70, 945 nucleotides long. RefSeq lists its product as uncharacterized. Gene Ontology annotation, molecular function: large ribosomal subunit rRNA binding; structural constituent of ribosome. NCBI's taxonomy places the organism in Eukaryota, Fungi, Ascomycota, Dothideomycetes, Eremomycetales, Eremomycetaceae. The transcript has 3 exons. Bases 1 to 945 code for a protein of 314 amino acids. Gene Ontology annotation, cellular component: cytosolic large ribosomal subunit. Gene Ontology annotation, biological process: ribosomal large subunit assembly; ribosome biogenesis; cytoplasmic translation. The record is from RefSeq and is a predicted model, not a curated record.
AUGGGGGCUAAGACUGGAAACAAGGCCGCUUACUUCGACAAGCUCAAGGCUCUGCUCGACGUGUACAAGUCGAUCUUCAUCGUCAGUGUCGACAAUGUCUCCUCGCAGCAGAUGCACGAGAUCCGUCACUCCCUUCGCGGGGAGGCGGUAGUCCUGAUGGGCAAGAACACCAUGGUUCGCCGUGCCCUGAAGGGAUUCAUCGGCGAAGAGCCAGAGUACGAGCGACUUCUCGCACACGUCAAAGGCAAUAUUGGUUUCAUUUUCACCAAUAACGACCUCAAAGACAUCCGUUCAAAGAUCCUCGGAAACCGUGUCGCGGCUCCCGCCAAAGCUGGCGCGAUCGCUCCUGACGAUGUGUUCAUUCCCGCCGGAAACACCGGCAUGGAGCCCGGCAAGACCUCUUUCUUCCAGGCUCUCGGUGUCCCGACCAAGAUUGCUCGUGGUACGAUUGAAAUCACGUCCGAUUUGAAGCUCGUCCAGGCCGGUACCAAGGUCGGAGCUUCCGAAGCCACCCUGUUGAACAUGUUGAACAUCUCUCCCUUCACCUAUGGUAUGGCUAUCACCCAGGUCUAUGAUCAGGGCCAGACCUUCGAUGUGUCGAUUCUCGACAUCGAUGAGGCGCAGCUCUUGAAGGCGUUCUCCUCCGCUAUCGGCACGAUCGCGGCGGUUUCCCUUGCUGUCAACUUCCCCACCCUUCCCUCCGUCAUCCACUCCGUCGUCAACUCCUACAAGAAGUUGCUUUCCAUCGCUGUCGAGACCGAGGUCGAGUGGGAGGGCAUCGAGGAGCUCAAAGACCGCAUCCAGAACCCCGACAAGUACGCCGGUGCCGCACCUGCAGCUGCUGCCGGUGGUGCGGCUGCUGCCGAAGCACCGAAGGAAGAGGCGAAGCCGGAAUCGGAUGAGGAAUCGGAAGACGAUGACAUGGGUUUCGGUUUGUUCGAUUAG